Amphibalanus amphitrite is the source of this 2751-nucleotide messenger RNA. RefSeq names its product suppressor of lurcher protein 1-like. The coding region runs from base 211 to 2253 and encodes 680 amino acids. The record is from RefSeq and is a predicted model, not a curated record. Gene Ontology annotation, cellular component: plasma membrane. The transcript has 14 exons. Lineage: Eukaryota; Metazoa; Arthropoda; Thecostraca; Balanomorpha; Balanidae.
GAGUCGCCGUGGAGGAUCGAUCGUGUGCGGGUCGCUAUUGUGGCAGACCAGAGUCGAUUGGGAGACGAGCGACAGUGCAGUGGUGGGCUCUGAUGUGUCGGGGCUGACCCAGGGUCAGUGCAGUGCUCUGGAGGACAGGUCGCAGGCUCGGUGAGACGGCGUGGCUCGAGACAACGAACCACUGUGGUGUGGGGGCUCCAGACUGCCGGGAUGCACUGGAAGAGAGGACUGCCGCCGGGCUCCGUUCAGGUGCUGGUCUGGAUGUGCUUCGUGGACGCGCAGGCGACGCUGAUGUUUUCCCUGCCGGACAGCUGGGCUGCCAGCCAAUGGGGCUGCACGCUGGCGGUGGUGAACGGUUCCUCAGUGCCGGAGGGCCGGGAUCAGGUCUCUAGUCGCGGCUACCCAGUGCCGUUCCCGGACCGCGCUCUGUGCGAACGGCAUGUGCUGGUGGCACCGCCGAACCACCUUGUGAAGCUGACCGUCACAGAUCUGGACCUGGAGCCGUCACAGUCCGGGCCCGGGUCAAUGGGCUGUCUCUCGCUGUUCCUCCACUGGCCCGAUGGCGGCGGCCAUUUUCCACCAGUGACGUCAUACCGUCGGUCCGGUGACGUCACUGUGUGCCACAACAGCAGCGCUGGCCGCUCGUGGUUCAGCGCCUCUCGCCGCCUGGCGCUGGAGUUUGUCUCCGAGAGAAACCCAGAGAAACACCGCGGAUUUUCCGCCGAGUUCAAGUUUGUUGACCGUGAUCAGUUUGUGACCCGGGGUCAGAGCCUGUCCGGGGACGGCUGUCACCUGCUCUUACUCAGCGAGGACCGCCAGUCGGGCUCCAUCUUCUCCGAGGGUUUCCCGGCGCUCUCUCCACACCAGAACUGCUCCUACACUCUGUACGGCUCCCGGCAACAGCGAGUGACGCUCACGGCAGUACGGGUGGCGCUGCAGCCGGCCGAUAGCAGCUGCGCCUCAGGAGACCGUCUGGUCGUACACGACGGGACCACCGACCGGGCCCAGGUGAUCGCCGAAAUCUGCCGCUCGGGUCGUGUCGUACAGGUCACCUCCUCGGGACCGUACCUGCACGUGACCAGUCACGUGACCGCACCACCGGACGGUGGCGGCGGUCACGUGCGACGUCCGGUUGCCGGGUUCCAGCUGGAGUACCGGUUUGAGGAGGACCCGGGACGACGGGACCUGCCGUCGGACCUGAUACCAUCAAACUUUCACAAGUAUUUGGAAGACUUGGACGUCAUGGGAAUGAUAAUUGGGGACACCAUCAACAGAACAUCGGUGUAUCUCCCGUCGGAAACGCGCUGCGAGCUCAGCUGCCACCAGACGGUGCUGUCUGGAGACAAGAGGUCCGGCGAGGUGUCCAGUCCCGGCCACCCGCUGACCUACCCGGCUAACAUCCUCUGCAGGUAUGAAUUCCAGGGAAACGGUAACGAUAGAGUUAUCCUUCAUUUCGAGCACUUCGACCUGAGGAAAAACACAACGCUCAAAACGUGUCGCGGUGCCGACUCGGUGACUGUUCUCGGUCUGUCGGCCGGCCGACUCCGGCUGCUCCGCCGGCUCUGCGGCUCCGGCCAGCCAGCCCGAGUCAUGUCCCCCGACCACCGGCUGCUUCUGCUGUUCGCCACGGGCGGCGCCACCGGCGCGGGGCCGACCGGCUUCAGAGCCACCUACCGGUUUGUCAGAGAUUACGGGCUAACAACCGGCGUCCAGCUGCCGACCAGCUCUUGUGCCUUCGAGUUCCGGAGCAGCGUGCUGAGGGAGGGAACCUUUCGGACGCCAAACGCGCCAGGCUACUACCCCGGUAACACGGACUGCCACUUUUACUUCAUCGGAGGCGCCAACGAGACCGUUCUGGUGCAGUUCGGCUACUUCGAUGUGGAGGGCAUCUACCCGUGCCGGCUGGGCUCUUCCUCUGACUAUCUGGAGGUUGAGUCCAACUAUCGGGCCAACUUGGACGGUCUGGAUUACCACGGCACUGGGCACGGGCCGCCGGAGCGGUACUGUGGGGACACGGCGCCACCCAACCCGCUCAUCACUGACACCGGCCGCCUCAGACUGACGUUCCACUCGAACGGCCAGUUCGAGGCCACGGGGUUCGAGGCCCGGUACCGGUUCAUCUCCCGAGCGGAAGAGGUGAACGUGACUCCUGCUGCCUCCACGGGAGCUGCCGAGCUCCGCCUGCCGCCGACGGGGCUCCUGCUGCUGAGCGGGUGUCUGCUGAGACUGGGCGGAGCGCCUGGUCCGGGCUGAGCGGGUGUCUUGCUGAGGAGCGGCGGUCGGUGGGACAGCGACCGUGAUCACGGCUCACCAAGUCUAAGACCCCACGGAAUUCUGCGACCAAUGAAUCGUCACUAGGGAGGGACCAUUGGAUGGAGGAGCGAGCGCCUGUCCCAGGCGUCAUGUGUGUUGCGAGACUCGUUUUAUUUUUUCGUCUGUAAAUCUUGCAUUGUAUCAUCAGCAGACUACCGCACUUCUGCUUGGAGUCGUUUGGAGACUGGAUGGGUUUGUGAUAGUGUGGUGUUUUAGAGAUAUUUUCUGGCUUGCGUGUGCACUGGGUGUUAUCGUUCGUGUCUUUAGUUCGUGUCGUAAUAAUAGAGCUCAGGACUACGAACGAGCUAGUCAGGUAUAAGCCAACAUCAUAUCAAAUGCUUUAGAAGCUAGUCAAUAUCGCGAGUGCAUUAUCGUAUUUUGACGUUUGCCUGUGAUGAGGUAUGGAUUCCUUCAAUACAGCAAUCAAGUGUUUUAUCA